AUGGGGCAGGGGCUUGGCACGGGGUCCCUGGCCUCUGCACCCUGAUAGCUCCAAGCCAGAGGGUGCAGGACCAGCUACUAGCGUUGGAGGGAGGAGGGGCCGAGCCGCCUGAGCCAGGACAGUGGGAGGGUGGGAGAGGACCAGGACCCAGAGCCCUCCCAGCUCCCCAGGUAGGGGCCACUGGCUGCACUCAGGCCUUGACCUCAGCUGACUCUGAGAGCCCACAUGGGAUGCAGGGUCUAAUUUAAGCCCCAGCUGCAGGGCCCACAGCCCAGGGGUGCCUGCCAGUGGGCACAGGUGUGGCCAGGCUGCUCAGGGGCUGCUCAGGCAGCAGGAGGAUUGGGGAGACCAGCCCUGCGUCCACCCAGCCCUGCACCCUGGCCAAGCCGCCUCCUGUGGGAACCCUCAUGGGUCCCCCAUGGCCUGGCAGAUGGCCCUCCUCUCCGUUGAGGCCAAGGUCAGGGGGUGCAGCCAGGAGGGCAGAAGGACACUGCCUUGCAGUCUGGACAGGGGUUGCAUCAGCCUGAGCAGCGCCAGGGGAAGGGGGCCCUGCUGGGAGGGCAAAGGCUGGCUUGGUUGUCCAAAGGCCAAGGAAGCAGAGUCCUGACCGCAGGAAGGCAGGGCCAGAGAGCUGGGUCCUACCUGGCCUCCUGGUGCCUGGCCUGUGACUUGCUGUUUGAUCUUACACAGGCAGCCUGCCCUCGAUGGGCCUCAGUCUUCCCAUCUGUAUGAUGAGGGUGCUGACCUAGAAGGUUGAUCCCAGUCCCAGAGGCCUACACUCAGGCCCCUGCUCCUCCUGCUUCCUGCAGCCCUGGCUGUGGGUGGCCACAUGCAGUCGUGGAGACGGAAGUCCCUCUGGCUGGCACUGUUGGCCUCCUGGCUCCUCGUCCUGCUGGAAGUCUUCCCCCUUCUCCACCUGGCAGUGCCCACCAGACCCCGGGCAGGAGCCCCCCAAGGCUGGCCCCGCUGGCUGGACGCAGAGCUCCUGCAGAGUUUCGCCAGGCCUGGGGAGCUCCUGGAAGAUGGCCCUCAACCUCCUCAAGCCCUCCGUGGUGGCAGCUGCAACUGGGGAGCUUGCUUUGACACCUCGAAGUGCAGAGGUGGUGGCCUCAAGGUAUUCGUGUACCCAGCGGCUGGACCCGUCUCCGAGACUCACCGCAGGAUCCUGGCUUCCAUCGAGGGCUCCCGCUACCACACACUCAGCGCUGCUGAGGCCUGCCUCCUCCUCCUCCUCAGCCCGGACACCCCCACUGGAGAGUGCGACCCGGUGCCCCCGCAGUGGGAUGGGGGCAGGAACCAUUUGGUCCUCAGUCUCCACCCAGCCCCUUGCCCCCGGACCUUCCAGCGGGGACAGGCGAUGGUGGCCGAGGCCAGUCCCACAGUGGACACCUUCAGGCCCGGCUUUGACGUGGCCCUCCCGCUUCUCCCUGAAGCCCACCCGUUGCGAGGUGGGGCACCGGGCCAGCUGCGGCAACACAGUCCCCGCCCCGGGGUGGCCCUGCUAGCCCUGGCAGAGGACAGGGGCAGGUGGCACAUGGCAGGCACCGACUUCUCUGCCUGCCCCUGGGAUGGGCGCUGUGAGCAGGACCGUGGACCCAAGCAGACCCACCCUGGGGCAACGCUACCCAAUGCCACCUUCUGCCUCAUCCCUGGCCGCAGUCCUGAUGCCUUGCACUUCCUUCAAGCCCUGCAGGCUGGCUGCAUCCCUGUGCUUCUCAGCCCUCGCUGGGAGCUGCCCUUCUCUGAGGUCAUCGAUUGGACCAAGGCGGCCAUUGUAGCUGACGAGAGGCUCCCACUUCAGGUCCUGACUGCCCUCCAGGAGAUGCCCCUCACACGGGUCCUUGCCCUGCGUCAGCAGACCCAGUUUCUAUGGGAUGCCUACUUCUCCUCAGUGGAGAAGGUCAUCCAUACCACUCUGGAGAUUAUUCAGGACCGGAUCUUUGGCGCCUCUGCUCACCCCUCGCUACUGUGGAACAGCCCCCCAGGGGCAAUCCUGGCCCUGCCCACUUUCUCCCCAAGCCCCUCGGACUUCCCCUUCUACCACCUACAACAGGGCUCUCGUCCUCUGGGCAGGUUCAGCGCCCUGAUUUGGGUGGGGGCUCCAGGCCAGCCCCCCCUGAAGCUCAUCCAGGCCGUGGCAGGCUCCCAGCACUGUGCCCAGAUCUUGGUUCUCUGGAGCAGUGAGAAGCCAUCCCCAACCAGGUGGCCCAAGACAGCAGUGCCUUUGACAGUCAUUGAUGGGCACAGGAAGGUCAGUGACCGCUUCUUCCCGUACAGUGCCCUCAGCACCGAUGCCAUCCUCAGCCUGGAUGCCCAUAGCAGUCUUUCCACAAGUGAGGUGGACUUCGCUUUUGUGGUGUGGCAGAGCUUCCCGGAGCGGAUGGUCGGCUUUCUGACGUGGAGCCACUUCUGGGAUGAAGCCCGGGGUGGCUGGGGCUACACUGCCAAGAGGACCAACGAAUUCUCCAUGGUCCUCACCUCGGCUGCCUUCUACCAUAGGUAUUACCACACCCUCUUCACCCACUCCCUGCCCAAGGCUCUGAGGACCCUGGCAGAUGAGGCACCCACCUGUGUGGAUGUCCUGAUGAACUUCCUAGUAGCAUCCGUCACCAAGUUGCCCCCUAUCAAGGUGCCCUAUGGGAUGUGGCAUCAGGAGGCCAGACCUCCUCCACUGGAGCCUGGGGGUCCGGGGCUCAGGCAGGAGCCGCAGCCCGCAGCCCAGAACUGCAUCAACCAGAUGGCGGCAGGGUUCGGCCACAUGCCCCUGGUAUCUUCUCGCCUCCGUCUGGACCCAGUGCUCUUCAAGGACCCGGUGUCCGUGCUGCGUAAGAAAUAUCGCAGCCUGGAGAAGCCCUAGGAGGGACUCGCUGAGACCCCAGCGGUCGCUGCAACUGCCUCGGGGGAGGGGAGAGGCUCCGCCUCCUCCCUUGCGGUAUCUGGAGACCCAAUCAAGGCUGCCAUUUAGCCAGCACGGCAGUACCCGAUUGGCCAACCACCGCCUCGCCCCCCACCCCCCAGCCUAGCCGCUAGUGGCAGUUCCCACGUUCACGUCGCUGGCUCUGGGGCCCUUCCUCUGCCUUCGCAGACCCCUUGCCUGGAAUGCCUUUCUCGGCUUCUCUGCCGAGCUGACAUCUACUUCUCUUUCAGAUCCUCGCCUCCUCCACGAACCUGCCUGACCCCCACCCCCGCCCCGGAUCCUCUGCGCUUUCACAGCCGGGUGUGUCCCUUAGUCCCGACGCUAUUCAUGCUGCCUCGCAUGGUACACCGUCAGGCCCCAGGACUGACCCGGGAGUCUCGUGAGGGCAGGGCCGUGUCCUCGUCUCUCUGGCCUGGCAGGUACGCCACAAAUAUUUGACGAACAGAUAGAUGGAAGAGACAUAACUACAUGCCUGGCUCUGUGGCGACAGUGGCGGGGGUGUGGACAGGGUGUGCGGAGUGAGACACAAAACUGCACCUCCCACCCCAACCCCUGGGUUUUUAGUCCGGCCGGAAAGCAGCUUCUCGCAGAAUCCUGGGUUCUUCUCGCAGAAUCCUGGGCGCAAUCCUCGCGCCCCAAGAAUAGAGCAGAGAAGUCCCGGGGAGCCAGUUUCGGGGCUCCCUUCCCGACCCGGCGGAGCACAGUUGGGGGUGGUAUGGGAACGCCGGUGGCCCUGCCGGGCCCGAGCCCCUCGUCUCAGGCACUGCCGUCGUCCUGCAUUACCAGCCUGGACCACUAGUGGUCAGCACCGCGCCGCGCUCCCUCCCCGCGGAAAGGGAAGGAAGUUCGAAACGCCCAUCGGGUAGGAUUAGGGGGAGCGGGGACGUCGAGAUUGGUGGUGCGCAGCUUGAAGUCGGAAAACUGGUUGGCCCACACACUUAGGACUAAGAAGGGGCCAUUUCUAGGUGGGCUGUGUGGGAGCAAGGGCGGUCCCGAGCGCCCUGGUGGUGAGAGUGGAGAGGGGGAGGGGACGCUGGGUUCUCCUAGGUUCACCCACCUGGAACUGGUAUGAUCACUUCCGAAAUAAAGCGCGUGUCUUUGUCCCUUUGCUCAGGCUAUAAAUACCUCUACAGCAGCUGCGCGGGGGGAGGGGGACUCAGGUCUCGCCUGGGAGCUGGGGCCACUCUAGAGGAAUGGGGAUGGUGGGUCCAAACCAGGUCCAGGGUAUCCGGUGUUUUUCUGCUUCGAUGGCCUCGCAGCUUUGGAAACUCCCGUGACUAGUGACUAGCUCGCUGGCCAGAACAUGGUGUCCCCAAGGCCUCCGACGUCCAUCCUCCAGUUUGACCUCUGGCCCCUGGAUGACUCAGGUCAUCCCCAGAGCCAGUCACAGCGUGGGAUGCAGAGAAAGCUCUCUUUGGGGAGGCAUGGGGCUACUGUAUUCUUGAGAUGGAGGGGGGACUGGGACUUUAAGGGGAGGGGAGACAGUCUGGCCCUGAGUCAAGGACAGUUGUUGAGGAAGCACACAGCUGCAACCCAGGCAGCCUUCCCAGGGUGGGGAGGACUCCAAGUGCCAGGCCCAGCUGGGGGAAAGAGACACCUUUUCCCUCCCCACUCACAGUUGCAGCACCCAGAACACUGAACUACCUUGGCAUGGCCUUGCCUGUGGGCUGCCAGGCCCAGUGGCUCAUACUGUACCAAUAUGCAGCCCAGAGCAGGUCACCAGCCCCUGCUGUAGGGGGAGGCCUCGGGCUGUGUGACUUUGGGCAAGUGACUCAAACUUUCUGAGCCUCAGUUUUCUCAUCUGUAAAAAUGGAGGACAGCAAUGACUGUCUCUUGAGAGGUGUGUAAGGACUUGGAAUAUAGCAAAGCCCAGGAUCCAGGUUCCUGCAGCCUGCCAUGGCUGGGGGAAGGGAGGAAUUUGAUUCCCAAGAUUGGGGUGGAGUGGAGCUCCACCAGUGAUCACACACACACACACACACACACACAUACACACACUUCCAAGCCAGCACAACUUCCCACAGAUUUGAAGGGGCCGAAGAACCCUCAAACCUAGAUCACAGCCAACCCCGGAUGACAGUGCUGGAAAGGCACAAACAGGUCAUUUCACAGAUGGGAAGAGAGAGGCUCAGAGGGGAAGGCGAGUGACCAACCCCUCCUCCUCCCGCUGUGGGUCAGGACAGAGUC
This is a messenger RNA of Balaenoptera musculus (blue whale), 5101 nucleotides long. It is a transcript of the gene EXTL1, whose product is annotated as exostosin like glycosyltransferase 1. The coding region runs from base 830 to 2857 and encodes 675 amino acids. The transcript has 11 exons. Gene Ontology annotation, cellular component: membrane. Gene Ontology annotation, molecular function: glycosyltransferase activity. Lineage: Eukaryota; Metazoa; Chordata; Mammalia; Artiodactyla; Balaenopteridae. The record is from RefSeq and is a predicted model, not a curated record.